This is a messenger RNA of Vitis vinifera (wine grape), 631 nucleotides long. RefSeq lists its product as uncharacterized. Bases 200 to 469 code for a protein of 89 amino acids. NCBI's taxonomy places the organism in Eukaryota, Viridiplantae, Streptophyta, Magnoliopsida, Vitales, Vitaceae. The transcript has a single exon. The record is from RefSeq and is a predicted model, not a curated record.
CACACUGAUUUCCCAUCUCAUCAAACACCAUCCUUUACUGUACAUAUACACUGAUUCGAAUCUUUUCUCAUCAACCAAAGUCAUCUCAACACCCGUGCACAUCGCACUUAGACGGCUCUUUGCCUCUAAACUCCAGAAGUACUCACCUCCCUAUAUAUAAUGGACUUGCAGGUCUCCACAACUCAUCAAGCUUUUGAUCAUGGAGAAGAGCAGAUCCUUUCCUGACCAUCCAUACUCCUACUCAGACGCCCGGCAUGGGUUUGAGCUACGCUCCAACUCAUACAGCUUUAAUGGUCCAAUAGGCAAGGUGGACGAGUUUGCAACAUCCGAUAAUCCAGAGAUGAAGAGGAGAAAGAGGGUGGCAUCCUACAACAUGUACUCCAUGGAAGGUAAGCUCAAAUCAUCCUUGCGGAACAGCUUCAAAUGGAUCAAGAACAAGUUCACCGAUGACUACUACGACGAUAUGUAAAAAUCCCAUCUUCAUGUUCCUUUCCUUGUGGACUGAUCAAACAUCUAAGUGUAUGAAUCCUACUGAAUUUCAUGUAUUUAGGCUGGAACCGAGCAUGCUAUUACUAAUAAGUUGUCCGCUUCUGGGUUUUAUCUGAACGAAGGAAGUACAGUUUUUGCUUAA